This is a messenger RNA of Salmo salar (Atlantic salmon), 2004 nucleotides long. It is a transcript of the gene acat2, whose product is annotated as acetyl-CoA acetyltransferase 2. NCBI's taxonomy places the organism in Eukaryota, Metazoa, Chordata, Actinopteri, Salmoniformes, Salmonidae. The record is from RefSeq and is marked provisional. Gene Ontology annotation, molecular function: acyltransferase activity, transferring groups other than amino-acyl groups.
CAUUUACAAGUUCAGUGUUUCAGACAUAGCAACCCGGCCACUCUAACACGGAAGACACAAGAGACCGAGCAGCACACAGUGAAAUCUGAAGGAUUACCAACUAGCUGUCAAAAUGAACACUGAGUCUGUUGUCAUCGUUUCUGCUGCAAGGACCCCCAUUGGGUCUUUCAAUGGUUCUCUGUCAACCGUGCCCCUCCAAGAUCUGUGCUCUGUGGUGAUCAAGGAUGUCCUGAAGAGAGCCAACCUGAAGCCUGAGGCAGUGUCUGAAGUCAUCAUGGGGCACGUUCUGACAGCAGGUCAUGGGCAGAACCCAGCCCGACAGGCCAGCGUUGCGGCAGGCAUCCCCUACACAGUGCCUGCCUGGAGCUGCCAGAUGGUGUGUGGAUCUGGGCUGAAGGCAGUGUGUCUGGGCGUUCAGUCCAUCCAGACUGGAGAGUCAACCGUGGUGGUGGCUGGAGGCAUGGAGAGCAUGAGCCGGGCUCCCCACACAGUGCAGAUGCGGGCUGGAGUAAAGAUGGGCGACACCACCAUGCAGGAUUCUAUCAUCGCUGAUGGACUGACUGAUGCUUUCCACUGCUACCACAUGGGCAUCACAGCUGAGAAUGUGGCUAAGCAGUGGGGUGUGAGUCGUGAGGCUCAGGACCAGUUUGCCGCCCAAUCCCAGAACAGGACCGAGGCUGCCCAGAAAGCAGGACAUUUCGAUCAGGAGAUUGUUCCGGUCAUGGUGCCGUCCAGAAAAGGCCCAGUGGAGGUGAAAGCAGAUGAGUUUCCUCGCCAUGGCAGCAACAUGGAAGCCAUGACUAAACUCAGGCCCUGCUUCCUAAAGGACGGCAGCGGCACCGUCACCCCCGGCAACGCAUCAGGUAUAAAUGAUGGAGUUGCAGCAACUGUUCUAAUGAGCCAAUCAGAAGCUCAGAAACGAGGCCUCAAGCCAAUGGCCAGAAUCACCUCCUGGGCUCAAGCCGGCCUCGACCCGGCAAUCAUGGGAACUGGGCCUAUCCCAGCCAUUAGGAAAGCGGUUGCGAAGGCCGGUUGGCAGCUGGAUCAAGUGGACCUGUUUGAGAUAAAUGAAGCGUUCGCUGCCCAGUCCAUCGCUGUAGUGAAAGAGCUUGGACUCAACCCAGAUAAGGUGAAUGUGAGUGGGGGUGCCAUCUCCCUGGGACACCCCAUAGGCAUGUCUGGCUGCCGGGUUCUGGUGACCCUACUGCACGCGCUCCAGAGGACUGGGGGUCAGAGGGGCGUGGCUUCUCUCUGCAUUGGAGGAGGGAUGGGCAUCGCCAUGUGUGUAGAAAGGGUGUGACUGAAUACAAGUACAGCGAUGCUGCAUUCAGGAUCACCUUAUUGGUCCUAAAGGGAACAUUUGGAAUGCUUUAUUACAACUUGUUUCAGCAGAGUAGUGUGAAUGGUGGUUGUAUUAGAUUGGUAAUUGAUUUCCCUGUCACUUCGCUGAAAAUUGUGAUUUGUGAAUGCAAUUAGGUGAGGAAAGCAUCAAAGGUCUAUUGUGCACCAUCCAAUACUGGUCCUUCAUUUUCCAUAGCAUAUGUAUUGGAAAAUACGGUUUUGAAGCAAAAGUCUUUCUGCCUGUGAACCUAGUAAAUGGGCAACAUAUCCUAGUCUUCUUUCCAUCAAAUAACUCAACUGCUAAACAAAGAUUUACAUGACUGGACUUGUUCACACGCAACCUAAUGAGAAUUCAGCCUUCCAACAUUCCCAUUUGUCCUGUUCUUUCUCUCACGGAAUGACAGCAAUGUACCUUAAUGCUCUAUGAACUGUAGAACGUGUGGUUUAAGACAGCAGCCUUCCUUAAAUAUACAAGUGCCCUGAGACAGUAAGCUUGCAGUACUUUAGUGUAUCCUGUUGUAGGUAUGAAUGUACUAUUUACCUGUCCACUUUCCAAUAUAGAAUAGAUGAACUGAACUUGUGCUUUUUCAAAAUGAUGUAGUUUGAUUUGCUAUGACAACUACAAAACAAACUUAUGACAAUACAGACCAGAAUAAUACAGAC